Messenger RNA from Capsicum annuum, 740 nucleotides. RefSeq names its product protein RESPONSE TO LOW SULFUR 3-like. Lineage: Eukaryota; Viridiplantae; Streptophyta; Magnoliopsida; Solanales; Solanaceae. Bases 130 to 588 code for a protein of 152 amino acids. Gene Ontology annotation, biological process: cellular oxidant detoxification. The record is from RefSeq and is a predicted model, not a curated record. The transcript has a single exon.
AAAGAGAGAGUAGCAAACUCUCCAAUUUUAAAAAAUUAAAAAAAAAAAAAGAAUAGAAAUUUCCCUGAAUCUAAUAAUUGUGGAUGAAAAUAUCCACACAAAGGGCUAUUAGAUACAUUGAACCUGGACAUGUUGAUUUUGGGUCUAUAUAACAAACUCUUCCCACUAAACGGGAUAUCACAAACUCACAAAUCAAUUAAUCAAUCUCCCCCUUUAUCUCAAAUUACAACUACUGUAGCCAUGUUUUCCACCAUUGCUGUUCCUUCCGAUGCACAUCGACGAGAUAUCUUCUCCUCCGCGCCGGAGGCAGAGGUGCUAAGAAGAAGAAACGAGGAAUUGGAGAAGGAACUGAAGAAGAGCAUUGAAAGAGAAGAGAAAAUGAGAGCGGAAUUGAAUAAGACAUGGGAGAGGCUGAAGGUGGCAGAGGAGGCGGAGGAGCGGCUUUGUUCUCAGCUGGGUGAACUCGAAGCUGAGGCUGUUGAUCAGGCUCGGGCUUACAGGACACGUGUCAUCAAUCUGAUGGAUCAACUCUCUUUGGCUCAGAAACUUCUUCAAUCAGCUUCUGUUACCGUACCUAAUUCCCAAUGAUGGCGUUUGGCCAUGAAAAUUCUGUUAAAAAAAAAAUAGAAGUAGUUUUUGGUUUUGAAGGUGAAAAAAAUUAUGUUUGAAAAUUAGAGUUCUUAGUCGUGAAUAGAAGUUAAAGUUGUAUUUGAAUUUUAAUGAGUAAUUUGAAGUAAAAA